GCCGGCUCCCCGGGCCUGCAAGCCCCGCCCCGAUUGGCUACCGCCUGGCCCGCCUGCCCGCUUGGGCCCUCGGGACGGCGGCGGGGACUGCGUGGGACCAUGGCCGGGAUCCGCAAGCUGGAGCUGGAGGAGGCCCUGGUGCUGCGGUCUGGCUGGCGGCACGCGUGCCACGCGCUGUUAUACGCGCCGGACCCCGGGAUGCUGUUCGGCCGCAUCCCGCUCCGUUACGCCGUCCUGAUGCAGAUGCGCUUUGAUGGGCGCCUCGGCUUCCCCGGCGGCUUCGUCAGCGUGCAGGACGGCGGUCUGGAGGCCGGGCUGAACCGCGAGCUGACCGAGGAGCUGGGCGAGGGCGCGGCCGACUUCCGCGUGGAGCGCGCCGACUACCGCAGCUCGCACGCGGGGCCCGGGGCGCGCAUCGUGGCCCACUUCUACGCCAAGCGCCUGACGCUCGAGCAGCUGGUCGCGGUGGAGAUGGGCGCCCCGCGCGCCAAGGACCACGGGCUGGAGGUGCUAGGCCUGGUACGGGUGCCCCUGUACACCCUACGGGAUGGUGUGGGAGGCCUGCCUGCCUUCCUGGAGAAUUCCUUCAUCGGCACUGCGAAGGAGCAGCUGCUGGAAGCCCUCCAGGAUCUAGAACUGGUGGAGCCUGGUUCUCUUACAGCCUGGAAGGUCUCCCUACCUCGCUAGAGGCAACCCUCUGUGGACCCAUGGAACCUGAGAUGAGGAUCUUGGUAUAAAGGAGGGGAGGAAGGAACGGGGAAGGUUUUCUCUUCCGGGCCUGGGCCUGAUAGAUGAUAACAGAUUAAAAGAAGUAUGUGCAGUACAUUUGAGCAGAGCCCCCCCCGCCCCCAGCAACUCUCAAAAUCCAGAGCAAAAAUGUGCAGCUCAUCCCAGGGACCCUGGCAAAUUCUCAGAGCCGGCUUCCUCUGUCCGUUUGCGCACACACAGCAUGGCAGCCCCCGGACAUGUGAAUGUGCGGUCUGUGCCCACAUACAAGCUGACGCCUCCCCCACAACCCCUAUGUGCAGUUUAACCAGCAAGUGGCACAUGUGGGGUCUAGCUUGUCAUCAGAGCUGUCUCCUUGUGGGGGGGCCUCUGAACCAGGGGAGCGUCUCUGCCCACUCUCCUACAUGGCUGUUCUCCAGGCUCUAGCCCAGUCCAUGCUUGCUGGAGAGAAGAGAGAGAGAAGCAGAGGACCCCUUUCCCCUGAAAAUGGCUGCAUCCUUGCCUGGGUGUCGGCAAAAGCAAUAUACUCCAGAAAGGUGGUAGAGGGUCCUAACCAACCUCCUGCCCUCUUCUGAAACUGAGCAGAAGGGGUGAGAAAAAUGGCCCAGUCUCCUUGGACUUGAGACUUCUGAGUCCUGGUGCAUCUCCUCCAAAGCUUUCAUCUGGGAUUCCUUAGACUGGGGACAUCAGAAAGGAGUGGGCCCAGCCCUGGUCUAGCCCUGUUCUGAGCAAAAGAGCCUGCCAGUAAAGAAGGGCUUAGACCUGAGCCUCAAAGCCCUUCACUUUUUUUGACAAAUAAUCUGUCUGAGGUAUUGGAGGUCUAGGGAUGAGAGAGCCAUAGGUCUUGCUCUCCUCGUGGUUAAAGGGCUAAAUGGCAAAUAUUUCAGGCUUCGUGGUCCACAUGGUUUUUGUAGCAUCUGCUCAGCUCUUUCGUUUCAGAAGCAGCAGUGAACAACACAUAAUGGGCGUAGCUGUGUCCCAGUAAAACUUACUUUAUCAAAGGAGGCGACCAGCCUGAGGGCAAUAGCGUGUCAACGCUUGCUCUAGAAAGGAUGAUAAGUAAUCAAUUUAAUUAUGAUGUUAUGAUGCCUAUUUACUUGUUUCAUUUAUGUCAGUGUUAAGAAAAUAAAAGAUUCAUACAGGU
Messenger RNA from Callorhinus ursinus (northern fur seal), 1870 nucleotides. RefSeq names its product nudix hydrolase 16 (gene NUDT16). Lineage: Eukaryota; Metazoa; Chordata; Mammalia; Carnivora; Otariidae. The record is from RefSeq and is a predicted model, not a curated record. Gene Ontology annotation, biological process: sno(s)RNA catabolic process; mRNA catabolic process. Gene Ontology annotation, molecular function: phosphodiesterase decapping endonuclease activity; snoRNA binding. Gene Ontology annotation, cellular component: nucleus.